GACUCAUCCCCUUUGAGAAAAAUUGAUGACAAAGCUUGAAAUUUCUUCUUCUUUUCUUGUUAAAUAACAAUAUUUGGGGCUUAGAACUCUCAUUAAACCCAGAAUUUUCCCAGAUCUACUCAGUGUCUCUUCCUCCCCUGUCCGUCGGGUUCUGCUGGGUGUGAACCUUCGGCUUUUCUGAUGGCGCCGACUUCUUCUCCCUGCCAGCUCUGGUUUGCUUGCUGGAAUUCUGGAGCCCAGAACUGGGUUCCGCGCAGGAACCCGAACUGGGUUCCUCGCGGGGAACCCAGAUCUGGGUUCCCGCGCAGGAACCCAGUUUCUGGGUUCCUCGCGUGGAACCCAGUUCGGGUUCCUGCGCGAGGAACCCAGAACUGGGUUCCCCGCGAGGAUGGUGAAGAUGAUGCCGAGGAUGAGGGGAGAAAGAAAAAAAAAAUGCCAUUUAUGUAAUUGUUUGGAAUUUUGUUAAUUAGGCUGUUGUGAUGUUUUGGAGAGAAAAUCCCGUGUGUGUGCGUUGUGGUUUGCCAAAGCCAUGCUCUCCUGCCCGUUUGAUCGUUCUGUCACCGUAGCACUUGGGUUAAGCCUUUUGUUUUGUGCGAGUGAGGUAAGUAAAUUAUGGUAAAGCCCUUCGAUUUUAAAGCAUGUUUUAAAUUGUUUUUGAGAUGGUGGCAAGAUUUAAAUUGAUUUUAUCAGCAUCUGAGUGUGAUUAAACUGAAAUGAAAAUUGUGAUGAUUUUUAUGAAAAUUAUUAUUUUCUGGAAUUGAGCAAGAUUGGAAUGAAAAUGAGAAUUUCAU
This is a messenger RNA of Rubroshorea leprosula, 791 nucleotides long. The record is from the annotation of a GenBank genome assembly. NCBI's taxonomy places the organism in Eukaryota, Viridiplantae, Streptophyta, Magnoliopsida, Malvales, Dipterocarpaceae.